AACACAUUAAAGGUUAAGAGUAGCACAUUCGAAUUCGAAUUGUUCCACUUGCAUUUUGCAAAAAGCAUCAACUUCCAAAGAAACUCAGAGUGACAAAAAAUGGGCACAGCAACAUGCAUAGACAUCAUCCUCGCCAUCAUCCUGCCUCCUCUUGGAGUCUUCCUCAAGUAUGGCUGCCAGGUUGAAUUCUGGAUCUGUUUGGUGCUUACCAUUUUGGGUUAUAUACCUGGAAUCAUCUAUGCUAUCUAUGCAAUCACCAAGUGAUAUCACUCUUUAGCUUUUGUUAACAGUGAAUAAUUGUCAAGGGUGAUUCUGUUUUUCAACUCUGAUAUUGAUGUUCCUUUGUAUCCGUUUGAUCUUUGAUGGAAAAUACUGAUCCUCCUUACCCAAAAAAAAAAAAAAAAAAACAGUAUAUCAUUUUCAUUGUCCAUUUUCUAAUGUUUUUGUUUAUACCAUCUGUUUGUUUUUAGCUUACGCGAGAGUGGAGUGGGUAGCUUAGUCUCUACAUUUGGUAUUCGAUUUGAAAUAUUGUUCUGUAUCAACGAUCUUGUUCAUGUAUCUUACGUCAAAUGUAACACUAUUACAUUCAGAUUAAUAAGUUUAAUUUAUUCGUGUUAUAUUCUGUUUUGA
Molecule: messenger RNA, 630 nt
Organism: Gastrolobium bilobum
Lineage: Eukaryota; Viridiplantae; Streptophyta; Magnoliopsida; Fabales; Fabaceae
Product: hydrophobic protein LTI6B
Exons: 3
Coding region: 100-264 (54 amino acids)
Cellular component (GO): membrane
Source: RefSeq, a predicted model, not a curated record